Melospiza georgiana is the source of this 861-nucleotide messenger RNA. RefSeq names its product BTB domain containing 18 (gene BTBD18). The transcript is spliced from 3 exons. The coding region runs from base 1 to 861 and encodes 286 amino acids. The record is from RefSeq and is a predicted model, not a curated record. NCBI's taxonomy places the organism in Eukaryota, Metazoa, Chordata, Aves, Passeriformes, Passerellidae. Gene Ontology annotation, biological process: positive regulation of transcription elongation by RNA polymerase II. Gene Ontology annotation, molecular function: protein binding.
AUGGGGUCUCCCACAGCCUCGCCGCAGCUGCUGUACCGCAGCACCCGCCUGCUGCGCACUGCCUUCCAGCACCUCCACCAGCAGCAGCAGCGAGCUGAUGUCUUCUGCGAUGUGGUCCUGUGGGCUGAAGGCGAGGCAGUGGUGGCCCACUGCAGUGUUCUCUCCGUCUGCAGCCCCUUCUUCAUGGAGCAACUGGGCCGGGAGCUGCCCCCACAGGGUUGCAGGGUAGUGCUGGAGCUGGCGGGGCUGAAGAUCGGGGUGCUGCGCAAGCUGGUGCGCUUCUUCUACACUGCCGAGCUGGAGGUCACGCAGGAGGAGGUGCACGAGGUGCUGGCGGCCGCCCGCCGCCUCCGUGUCACCGAGCUCGAGUCACUGCAGCUCUGGGGAGGACGCCUGGUGAGGCUGGUACCCCAGCGGCAGCUCGACCGCUCCUGCCUGCACUCCACUCAGGAAGUUUCCCCUGUGGUGGCACCUAACACAGCUGAGCCUGGCAGUGCCAGCUCUGGGGUGUCCCCCCAGAGACAGCCACAGUCUGUGGGGCCCUCACAGCCCAGCCCCAUUGGACGGAUGAGGCUGCGGAAGGUGGAGCGCUGGGGGUGCUGGGAGGUGGUGCGGGAGGCGCAGCCCCCCCCUGUGCCUCCACCAGUGCUGGCAGGGGAUGUGGGAGGGACAGAAGCACAGCCCCCCCAGGAUGAGGAUGCACGGGAGCAGGCAGCACCCCCAGGGACCCCGGGAAGUGACACCAAGGAGGAGGAGGAGGUGGAUGUGGGGACGGGGGAGCUGUUCCUGCCCCCUGGCACAGUCUGCCUCUGGCCCAGUCCCUCAUCUGAGUCAGAAGAGGAGGUGGAUGUCCUCACCUAG